Molecule: messenger RNA, 855 nt
Organism: Euleptes europaea (tarantolino)
Lineage: Eukaryota; Metazoa; Chordata; Lepidosauria; Squamata; Sphaerodactylidae
Gene: GPATCH11
Product: G-patch domain containing 11
Exons: 8
Coding region: 26-799 (257 amino acids)
Cellular component (GO): kinetochore
Molecular function (GO): nucleic acid binding
Source: RefSeq, a predicted model, not a curated record
GGCAGCAGGUGGAGCACUACUAAGCAUGGAGGACACAGAAGAGGACUACAUGUCUGAUUCCUUUAUUAAAGAUAACCAGGACAUCAGGCCAGGAAUGCCCAUGCUGAGGCGUGUAAAAGAAACUUUUAAAAAAGAAGAAAAACAAAAAGAAUCCAAUCAAAAAAACCGGCAAAAGAGUAUAAAAGAACAGGAACAAGAGCAACGUGAUACUGCUUUAAACAUUGCUUUGGGAAAUGAGAAUAAAGGCUUUGCUAUGCUUCAAAAGAUGGGGUACAAAAGUGGUCAGCCUUUAGGCAAAAGUGGAGAAGGGAUUAUUGAGCCUAUUGCACUGAACAUGAACAAAGGUAGAAGUGGGCUUGGCCAUGAAGAACUGAAAAAACGAAAAGCCGAAGAGAAUCUGGAAAACUACAGAAGAAAACUUCAUAUGCGAAAACAAGCUGAGAAGCAGACUGCUGACCUUUUCAAAUUGCGAAUGAAAACCAAACAGGAGGAAUUGCAAAUAACACGGGACCUGGAGAAAAGCCAGAAAGCCUGCCACCAAUUAGAUAUGCAGAAAGGCCUUGAACUUCCCAGAGAGGUUUGGUUCUGGCCAAGCAGUCAAAAAGAUGUGGAAGAGCAAGAAGAGGAGGAAGAAGAGGAAGAGGAAGAAGAUGACUUAAGUGCAUCAGAUAAAUUACAAAUUUUGACAGCAUAUUUAAGGGAACAUUAUCUCUACUGCAUCUGGUGUGGAACAGCCUAUGAAGAUCAAGAAGAUUUGUCUUCAAACUGCCCAGGAGACACUUUUGCAGAUCAUGAAUAAUGUUCAAAGGGCAAAUCAAGUGUCUGAAAUAUCACAAGAUCUAUAUGGACUAAUAU